CACACUGAAUAAUAUUUCCCCAACUUAUCUCCUCCCUCCACCGAGCACCAAUUUGGGCUUCUCCAGUAGCAGUUUCAAGAAAAUGGUGGGGGGUCUUUGAGCAAUACACAGAAACUUCCAUGGCCUCUCCAUGUCCAAACAUGCACUGCUGCUACUCUGCCUCAAUUCCCAAAAUACCCUCCAAAGCUCCCUUUCUCUGGUCUUCUUCUUAUCCCUCCAAUGUUUAUGGGUCCUACGGAAUUUCACUCCACAGAGCUGUAACUAACUCAAGAACUUGUACCAAGUUUGAGAAGUUUCAAGGUGAAUAUCCCCAAGAAGGUAUUGAUGAGGCCAUGAUGCCAUCCCCACCAUCAUCAUCAACUUCCAUAGAGUCGGAAGACUCAGAACAACCACCAAUUCAAGGAGAAGAAGAAGAAGAUGACAGCUGCUUGCCUUCUGAUUUGGAGGGUGCAGUCCGACAGUCAAGUCAAGCAAGUGCCACUUUUGUGUCUUCUGGAGGAAUGAGAGCUAUAGUUGAGCUCCUAAUUCCACAGUUGCAGUUUCUUGACGAUGAAGGAGCCCAAGCUGAGCUUUGGGAGCUGUCAAGAGUUUUCGUGGAUACACUAAUUGAAGAAACAGGAUGUCAGAGAGUUAAAGCGAUAUUUCCAGAUGCUGGUGCUGCUGCACUUCUAAAAUAUCAAUGGCAAGAUGCUGCUUUUGGCUUCUCCAGUUUGAGCGACCGGAAGCCUGUUAGUACUGAAGACGAAAUUGUCGUUAUGGUGGUUCCUGAUUAUCAGAUGUUGGAAUAUGUACAGCGAAUCACAUCUCAACUCUCAGAUGAUCCGCCACGGCCUCUCAUCAUGUGGAAUCCACGUCUUGUCAGUGAGGAUGUUGGAGUAGGGUUCAAUGUCCGGAAGUUGCGGCGCUCCUUUUUAAGCACUUUCACAACGGUUUACUCGAUGAGACCUCUGCCAUCUGGUGCUGUGUUCAGAUGUUAUCCUGGACUAUGGAAGGUGUUUUAUGACGAUAAGGAUAGGCCAAACCGGUAUCUGCUUGCCAAAGAACUAAUAAGCCGUCCCGAUGCAGAAGAUCUUGAGGUUUGUUUCUUACAAAAAUUUCUGCUAGUAUUCUUAUGGAAAUUGAUAUUAGCACUCCAAAAAUUAAUGCAGGCACUUCAAAAUCAGUGUAAUUCCAAAACUACUUCCCUUUAUUUUUUGGAGUGCCUUCAUCAAUUUUUAGAGUGUCAAUAUCAUUUUAUCACGCUAUUUAGUCAUCAAUUCAUCAGUUGGGUUGUGUACGGCAUAAAUUCAAUUCAUCAGUUGGGUUGUGUAUGGCAUAAAUACUACUACGGGUUUGUUAAUUGAAAGAACCCAUUUGAGUUCUUGUUGGACUGUUCUGUAGAUAAUCUAUGGCAAGGUAGAGGAGAACUCAGAGAAUGGCCCAUCAUUUUUUGAUAGAGCAGCCGGCAUCUUCUCUUCAGUAAAUCGGUUCAUGAAAGCCAUCUCGAGAUGAUGAUUUUUUUUCGUGUCACAAAGGAAAUAGGAAAUUGGCUGGUCAUCGUAGGGGGAUUUGUACUUUGAUGUCCUUUUCACAUUUGAGUCUGUUUCUUAAUCUGUUAGCGGACCAUUAACGCCCGCGAGGGCACUGUGUGAUAUGAAGUCCGUAUAGCAACAUGUAAAAGUCUUUUCUCGAGCUAAGCUCUUUCUUAUUGUUUUUUCCGUCUCUAAA
Messenger RNA from Rhododendron vialii, 1707 nucleotides. RefSeq lists its product as uncharacterized. The coding region runs from base 120 to 1343 and encodes 407 amino acids. Lineage: Eukaryota; Viridiplantae; Streptophyta; Magnoliopsida; Ericales; Ericaceae. The record is from RefSeq and is a predicted model, not a curated record. The transcript is spliced from 8 exons.